This is a messenger RNA of Cydia pomonella (codling moth), 1211 nucleotides long. RefSeq names its product alpha-ketoglutarate-dependent dioxygenase alkB homolog 7, mitochondrial. The transcript has 5 exons. Lineage: Eukaryota; Metazoa; Arthropoda; Insecta; Lepidoptera; Tortricidae. Gene Ontology annotation, biological process: DNA damage response; fatty acid metabolic process. Bases 146 to 883 code for a protein of 245 amino acids. Gene Ontology annotation, cellular component: mitochondrial matrix. The record is from RefSeq and is a predicted model, not a curated record.
UUUUAAAGCUUUUCCCUUCGCAGAUUUUUCGUAGAAUUUGGACUGUGAUUGACAGCUGUAUCAGCUGACUGUCAUUUUUUUUCUAUUUUCAGGUUAUUUUGUGAGAAAAAAAUUACGCAAAAUAGCGGUUUGUUUACAAACCGCGAUGCGUGGCCUGACCUUCAGCGUGCUUCGACGGUGCCGCACUGGCUUGUGGCGUCCGGCAUCUCGCACGCUAUGCUCGCAACCUAAGCCUGCAGCCGGUGCCUUACCUGUUGCAGAUCCAAAGCUAAUAGAAGUGCACUCAUCAUGGCCAUCAGAUGAGCAGCCAGAACUCCGAGCGGCAACCAUACAGGGCAUGCAGGUGCUGCCGGACUUUGUGACGGAGGCGGAGGAGGGAAUGCUGCUUGCUGAGCUGGAACCCAUGCUCAAGAGGAUCAGAUAUGAAUUCGACCAUUGGGAUAAUGCGAUCAUAGGCUUCCGCGAAACGGAACGUAGUUCAUGGAGCCCGACCAACGAAGCUGUCAUCUCGCGUAUACGCGGCGUUUUCCCCCGCACCGGGACGGACUCGGAACUCCUGCCGGCUGCCCACGUACUGGACCUGGCCGCCGCUGGACAUAUCAAGCCUCACAUUGAUGCGGUUCGGUUUUGCGGUGGGGUCAUCGCGGGCCUAUGUCUACUCUCUGAUGCUGUGAUGCGGCUGCAGCAUGAGACCCAUAAGCAUCUCGGUCUAGACGCCUUGCUGCAACGCCGGGCGUUGUAUAUCAUGAGUGGCGUGUCUCGGUACGAAUACACGCACGCAGUCCUUGGAGGCGAGGAAAGUGUGUGGCGCGGAGAGAAGUUGCCGCGACGGAGGCGGGUCGCCGUCAUACUGCGCAGCCAGCCCCGGCCGGACCGGACCUGAACCCUAAACCUGGCAACCUUAUAUAAUAAACCAGGUGUCCUGUAGGUAAAUAAUGGACAACUUCUAUACCUUGACUUGACUGUACCUACAUGUCAACUGACCAAUGCAGUACCUAAUGCAAUAUGAUAUUUAAAAUACUAGUUUAUACUUAUAUAUGUAGUGUCUGUUAAUAGAUAAUUUGCCAAAAUUUCAAUUACACCUUGAAUAGUUGGUCAACUAAGAUAUAUAUAAAUGACAGUAUUGUGUGAUUUAGAGAAGUAUGAUAUGAACCAUUCAUUUAAUUGUUAUUAUUUUAGAAAAUGUUAAAUAAAACAAGCAAUUAAAAUAA